AUGACUAAGCCUAUUGAAACUUAAACCGCAAUUUCAUCCCAAUCCCUAAUCUCGAAUUUCCUAAUUUCGUUGAGUUCGAGUCACUGCAUCUCUACCAACCCAAACCGAAUCCCUCUUCAUUUGUGCUCUCUCUUGCAGCAAGGAACUUCGAUUUCUCGUCCUUGAGGUAUUACGAGUUGCUCCUGAAUCGUUCUUCAUCUUCAUCCAUCCUGAUGUGGGUGUUGUAAGCUUGCCCAACAACUAUUUGUAGAUAUAAAGAUAAAGCUUGUGUAUAUGAGCAGAAUAUUGAAUUUGAUGUUGAGUGACGACUAGGAUAAAGAAUACUGUCAAAGAAAGAAUACAUGGAUUGGAUGGUGAUACUCUCACUAUUUCUUGCUUCCAUACUUGCCUUUUGUUGAACUAAUACCUGCUUUCAUUGACGCGUGCGGUGCAGUUUUCGAAACAUUGUAAGACACAGCUUGGGUCUUCAAACGGAAAACUAAAGCUCUAUAGCAUCGUCUUCUUCCACCGUUUAGUUAGGGUUCAUUCGCUUUCAAGCCAAAACGACACGAUACAGCAAUAGCAAUUGCAAAAUCGAAGUUCCUUGAAUUGAUUGAUAGCAGAUUUGGGGUAUGGCAAAAGCAAGAGACAGAACCGAAGAUUUUAAAGAUGCUGUGCGCCACAGUGCUCGUUCUUUGGGCUACGACGAGGCUAAGUUGGCAUCAAUUUUGGCUUCUUUCAUUAUUCAUAAACCUCCGCAAAGGUCACCAUUUACCAAAGCUGCAUUGAAGACGCUUGAGAGUAUUGGAGAACUAGAACAGUUUUUGUUGAAGCAUAGAAAGGACUACACGGAUCUACAUCGGACGACUGAACAGGAGAGAGAUAGCAUCGAGCAUGAAGUUAGUGUUUUUAUUAAAACUUGCCAGGAACAAAUUGAUGUUCUUAAGAAUAGUAUAAAUCAAGAAGUAGAAAAUUCGAAAGGUUGGCUUGGCAUUGCAACUGCAAAAGCUAAUGUUGACACCAUUGCCCACAAACAUGGGGUGGUUUUAAUUUUAAGUGAGAGACUCCAUUCAGUGACAGCACAGUUUGAUCAGCUUAGAGCUGUACGCUUCCAGGAUGCUAUUAAUAGAGUAAUACCGCGUAGAAAACUUAACCGUGUGACCAGAAAAGAUUCUGUAGAAACCUCUAAAUCAGAUGAAUUGGAGCUCAAAGAACCUGAUGAAUUGCGCAGGGAGCCUCUAAGGGUCCAACAACUCUUGGAUGAUGAAACACGUGCCCUUCAGGUGGAAUUGUCUAGUCUUCUAGAUACAGUUCAAGAAACUGAAACUAAGAUGGUGGAAAUGUCUGCACUAAAUCACCUCAUGUCUACACAUGUUUUGCAACAAGCUCAGCAAAUUGAGCAUCUGUAUGAGCAGGCUGUUGAAGCUACUAAGAAUGUUGAGCUUGGCAACAAAGAACUAUCACAAGCCAUUAGGCGGAAUAGCAGCAGCAGGACAUUUCUUUUACUCUUUCUCUUUGUGCUUACUUUUUCGAUCAUCUUCCUUGAUUGGUACAGCUAAAUGGUUUGCUUUGCCGCUACUAAGUGUAUCUUCUUAUAGACGUACUCUCUCCCCUCUCUCUUUCCUGUUGCUGUCGAUAUCUACUUCUUUUCCCUCUAGGAAGGCAUCCUUUUUCUAGAUGAGAUAUGUUUAUUCGAGAUGGAAUUUUAGUAAACAAUUUAUAGAGUGACAAAAGGUAAAAUAUCAUGCUUCACGUAUGAAAAUAUCUAUUAUCAUGUAAACCAAACACUUGGCACAUAUAAAUUAUUUCUCUUUAACAAUUAAUAAAUAUGAAAAUAUUUU
This is a messenger RNA of Abrus precatorius (Indian licorice), 1820 nucleotides long. RefSeq names its product syntaxin-81. The record is from RefSeq and is a predicted model, not a curated record. Lineage: Eukaryota; Viridiplantae; Streptophyta; Magnoliopsida; Fabales; Fabaceae. Gene Ontology annotation, biological process: retrograde vesicle-mediated transport, Golgi to endoplasmic reticulum. Gene Ontology annotation, cellular component: SNARE complex; endoplasmic reticulum. The transcript is spliced from 10 exons. Bases 612 to 1538 code for a protein of 308 amino acids.